Molecule: messenger RNA, 4203 nt
Organism: Zerene cesonia (dogface butterfly)
Lineage: Eukaryota; Metazoa; Arthropoda; Insecta; Lepidoptera; Pieridae
Gene: rad50
Product: DNA repair protein RAD50
Exons: 24
Coding region: 154-4062 (1302 amino acids)
Biological process (GO): telomere maintenance via recombination; telomere maintenance via telomerase; chromosome organization involved in meiotic cell cycle
Cellular component (GO): Mre11 complex; condensed nuclear chromosome; nucleus
Molecular function (GO): G-quadruplex DNA binding; single-stranded telomeric DNA binding; ATP hydrolysis activity
Source: RefSeq, a predicted model, not a curated record
AAACAACUGUCAACAAUUCAGCAUCAAAUCAAAGACAACGACGCCGGGAAAAUAACCUUUUGUUGUGUUGCAGUUCGUUCGAUUUGAUAUUUUAAUUUGUUAAAAUAUCGGAAUGAACUGAACUCAGCAGCAAAUAAAAACUUAAAUAUUACAAUGGCGGGAAUAAAAUCUUUGGCAGUACGAGGUAUCCGCAGUUUUGGUCCUGAAGAAUGUGAUGAGCAAAGGAUUUCCUUUGAAAAACCUUUGACACUAAUACUCGGUCAAAAUGGGUGCGGUAAAACUACAAUUAUUGAAUGUUUACGAUAUGCAGUAACAGGUCAAAUGCCUCCGGGUAGCCGAAAUGAAUGCUUUGUACAUGAUGCUAAAGUCAACAGGUCGACUGAAGUAAUGGGUCAAGUAAAAUUAAAGAUAGUCAAUGCUAAAGAUAAGCAACUGGAGGUAUCAAGAUCAAUGAGAGUAACAGCAUUACAAAAGAAGAAAACCAAGUUCCAGACUUUGGAUUCUUUCCUUUCAGUCAUAGAUGAAAAUGGAAAGGCAAAAGAUAUAUCUUCAAGAUGUGCUGACUUGGACAUUGUUAUGCAUGAAGAACUAGGUGUGUCAAAAGCAAUAUUGAACUCCGUCAUAUUUUGCCAUCAGGAAGAUUCAAGCUGGCCUUUAGAUGAAGGCAAAAAAGUGAAAGAGAGGUUUGAUGAGAUUUUUGAUGCUGAUAAGUACAGUGAUUGUAUAGAUAAGCUGAGAAAAAUAAGAAAGGAAUAUGCUACAACUCUCAAGUUGCUUGAGCAAGAGGUCGCUCACUUAACAGACAAGAAGCAAGAAUUAGAUAAAAAGAAGUUAGAUGUUGUCAACACUGAGUCGAGAAUCUCUGAAGCUGAGUUGAAAUUGAGUGAAUUGACCCAUGAGCUGAAUCCUAUUACUGAAAAAAUUAAUGCCAUUGUUGUAUUACAGAAGAAUUUGGUUUCUUUUGAGUCAAAAAAGGAGAAGAUUAAGACUAGACUAGAACAUUGCCAGACCCAAGAGCAAGAACUGAAGAAAAGCAUACAAAAUGUUUUUGAAGGAACAACAGCUGAAUUACAAGAAAAUAUCACGAACUAUGCAGCAACAGCUAAAACUAAACAGAAAGAACUAGAUGAAUCCUACAAAAAGAAUUCUUCAUUUAAUAAAGAAGAGGAGAAAAUAGCUAAUGAGAAAACAGCAAAUGAAGUUAAAUUUAACAAACUGAUUAUGUUGGAAAGCCAAAAUCAAGAGAAAAUUGAUAAAAGAAAUUCUUUAAUUGUGGAGACUGGUAAACUUGCUGAUCUAGAAAUUGAGAAAGUGGAGACAGAUGAAGAUGCAGAUAAAGGCAUGAAUACCAUUACUCAAAAGAUUAAGGAGCUACAAGACAAUCUGAAGGAGCAGAAGGGGGUGGCUGAUGAUGAGGAAAAGAAGUUCCAGCAUCAUGUGGACCAGUGUAGAGAUGCUUUGUCGCGACAAAAAGAAAAAAUAUCAAACAAAGAGGGUGAUAUUCAAACAAAUAAGAAGGAUAUAGCAAAAAUAGAGAAACAAAUAACAGAUGUGAAUAAAUCAAAGCAAAGACUAGAAACUGUCGAGACAAAAUUGAAGACUGCUGAAGAGGAUUUUGAACGGAUCAAAAAUGAACUCAAUACUGAAGAAAGUCAAAAGGAAAUAAAUGAAAAUGAAAAACUAAUUGAAACAAAUGAACAAGAGCUCGAAGUGUUAAAUGAAAAGGUAACAAAGCUACAAAAACAAACAGCAAAAAUUAAAGAAAAGGAUAUGAUUGAGGAAUUGGUUAAGCAAAAGGAGAAGCAAUUGACAGUUUUAAAGAACAAACAUAAAGUGGCUUUGACUGAACUAGUAGGAGACAUUCAAAGUAAUUUUGCUGUAUCUGUGAACAAAUUGGAAUGUGAACUCAGAUCUGAAGUGGAUUCAGCAAAACAGAAGAUCAAAGAGAAGCAAAUGGAAAUAACUCGUCUAGAAGCUGAUCGAAAGCACGCCCGCGACCAACUCAACGAACGUAAAGCGGAACUCACUAAAGCAGAGGACCAAAUGUAUAAAGCUUGUGGUACACAGACAUACGACGCUACACUAGCUAAAAUAACGUCAACUGUUGAAAAACUUCAGGAUGAGCAAAAUGUUCUACAAUCAUCAAUGUUUAUAAUAGCUAAGUAUAAAAAUCAACUAAAAGACAACAAUUGCUGUCCACUGUGCAACCGAGGUUUUGAAACAGACACAGAGGUAUCAGAUCUCAUAACACAAUUAACAACACAAGUCAUGAAUGUGCCGGCCAAGCUUGAGAAAGUAACAGAGGAAUUACAGAAGUCCUCAGCAAAGAAAGAUGAUUUGCUCAGUAUGAAGUCGCUCAAUGAGAGAAUCAUCAGCCUUAAAGAGAAGGAGAUUCCACAGUUGGAAAAACGUCUCAGUGAUAUUGACACUGAAUUAUCAAGUGCUACAGAGGAAACAGACGAGCUCUCGAUGACCAUGAUAGAGCCCGAGAAGCGCUUGCAGACGGCGCGCUCGCUCGCCGGCGACAUGCCGCUGCUCGACCGCUUCACUAAUGAUUUGAAAACGGCCAAUAAAGAUCUAGAAACAAUUAAAGCGCAAUGCACGGACAUCAUAACAGACAUGACGCUGGACAAAGCGACAACGCAGCAGAGCUCGGUGCGGCAACGUCUCUCCGCGUUGCGGUCGCAAGUGAAGAGCGCGCAAACUGCGCUCAACGCACACAAUAAGAAACUACAUAACGCAACUGAGAAGAAGAUUAAACUGAAGGAGGAAGUCGUUAAUAUUCAGAAGAAGGUUCAAGAUCUAGUCAACCUGCAAGAGAACCUAAAGCAAAUGGAAGCAAACAAAGAGAAAUAUUUAGUUGAGUUAAAAGAACUUCAAGAUGGUAUCGCGCCUCUCGAAGCCGAUCUGAAAGAGAAACAAAAUGCUAAAAGCGAGGUUGUUAAAAAGAAUAGGAACGAAAUAGAUAUAAAAAAUAAUUACAUUAUGAAAGUCGUAAAUGCCUUUGAUAAAGUAAAGAUCAUAGACUUAGAGAUCCGCCAACACAAGGAAAGAAACAUCCAGAAGGAAAUGGAUAAAAUUAAAGAAGCCAAUGAGAAAUUGAUGGAAAAACAGAAACAGAUUAUGGCCGACCGGGAUGUUCUCACAAAGAAGAUAGAUAGCUUGAGGGAUGAGCUAGCUAAGCAAGAGAUAUACAAACGAAACUUGGACGACAACUUAAAAUUACGUAAAGCCCAAACUGAAAUCGAGACUUGCGAGAAAGAUUUGGCAGAUAUCAACGAGAAACUGAGCGGAGUUAAUACAGAGAUGUUGUCUCAGAAGGAAGAACUGAUUUCCAAACAGACUAAGAUAUUUAGAGAGAAAGCACAGACUGAGGGAAUGUUGGGCGAGAUGAAGGAGAGCCUGAAGCAGUACCGGUCGGAGCUGAAGCGCAGCGCGAGCGCGGGCGUGGAGGCGCGGCACCGCGAGCGCGCGUGCUCGCUGCACGUGACGCGCGCCGUGGACCGCGACGCGCGCGACCUGCUCGCCGCGCUCGACCGCUGCCUGCUGCAGUUCCACCGCGACAAGAUGGAGAACAUCAACCUUAUCAUACGUGAAAUGUGGAGAAAAAUAUACCGGGGAAAUGACAUUGACUACAUAGAAAUUAAAACAGAGGGUACUAUGAAUGCCGACUCGGAUCGUCGGAAGUACGAUUAUAGGGUGGUCCAAUGUAAAAAUGGUGUGGAAAUAGACAUGCGUGGACGCUGCAGUGCAGGACAGAAGGUGCUAGCCUGUCUCAUCAUACGCCUGGCUUUAGCCGAAACAUUUAGUUCCAAAUUCGGUAUCCUCGCGCUGGACGAGCCGACAACGAAUUUAGACCAAGAGAACAUUCAAAGUUUGUGUUCAGCUCUUGGAGAAAUAGUUCAAGAGAGAAUGACCCAGAAGAACUUUAUGUUUAUCAUCAUCACCCACGACAGGGAGUUCAUCGAAUCUCUAGGAAAUAUUGAUAAAGUCACACAUUAUUACGAAGUUUCAAGAAAUGAAGAAGGAAAAUCUAGAAUUAAGAAAAUCAGAUUUACAUAAAAAAAUCAAAAAUAUUCAUUUCAUUCCGAGAUACCACUGUAAGACAAUUACUGGAAAAUAUAUAUAUAAAAGGCUGUGCCUUAAACUUUAUUUAAGAUACAAUUUUAUUUCGUAAGAAUAAUAAAACAAUUUUUUUGUUGA